Molecule: messenger RNA, 1077 nt
Organism: Humulus lupulus (European hop)
Lineage: Eukaryota; Viridiplantae; Streptophyta; Magnoliopsida; Rosales; Cannabaceae
Exons: 3
Coding region: 1-1077 (358 amino acids)
Source: RefSeq, a predicted model, not a curated record
AUGUAUGAGAGUUUUCUUAGACAAAGGAGCAAAAUCACUUGGCUUAGAUUUGGAGAUGAGAAUACUUCUUAUUUUCAUGAUAGUCUCAAGCAGAGGAAAAUUGGUAAUCGGAUUACUUCUUUCGUGAAUGAUGCAGGUCAGCUCAAUGAUAACAAUGAAGAGGUUGUUGCGUAUUUCAUUAAUCACUUCAAAGGUUUUUUUGGCAGUUCUAGUUUAGCUUCUACUCGAGUAGAGCAAGAGUGCUUCCAGCAAGGGGUUGUUUUGACUCUAGAGCAACAACUUGGUCUAUUAAUGCCUUUUACCAAGAAAGAUGUUAAGAAGUCUUUAUUCAGUAUUCACUCAAUCAAGAGUCCUCGACCAAAUGGAUAUGGUACGGGCUUCUACAAAUCUUUAUGGAAGGACAUAGGGGAUGAAAUUUUAGAGGCGAUUCUGACAUUCUUUGAUCGAGGAGAGAUUCCUCAUGAACUUAACAAUACAAUCAUAUCCCUCAUUCCUAAGUGGAUUAUGGCUUGUUUGACGGGUACCUCUUAUACUAUUUUGAUGAAUGGGAGGUUACAAGGGAGUUUUGAUGGGAGGAAAGGUUUAAGACAAGGAGACCCGAUUUCUCCCUUGCUGUUUGUGCUGGUCAUGGAGUAUCUCACUCGUCUUCUUAAUCUUGCUACUCAGCACAAGGAAUUCAGAUUCCAUCCCAUGUGUAAUAUUAGAUCCAUCCAAAUCUUGUUUGAUGGUUUUACCAAAUUUAGUCAGAAUUCUGGUCUGACUGCCAACUUAUAUAAAUCUCAAGUGUAUUUUGGAGGAAUUUCUGCUGAAGUUAAGAAUAAUAUAUUGAAUUAUGUCAAUAUUGAAGAGGGUUCUUUUCCCUUAAAAUAUCUGGGUGUCACUCUUCGUCCUACUAAAUGGAAGGCGGUUGAUUGUGGUGUGAUCAUAAAAAAAAAAUCAGAAUCAACUUCAUUCUUGGUCAAGUUGCCAUCUGUCAUUUUCUGGGAGAUCUCAGUUGAUCCAUUCUGUUUUAUUGGGCAUUUGAUCGUAUUGGAUGAGUAUCUUUCUUCUGCCGCAAAGUGUCAUUCAAGAAAUUGA